This is a messenger RNA of Rotaria sordida, 1998 nucleotides long. Lineage: Eukaryota; Metazoa; Rotifera; Eurotatoria; Philodinida; Philodinidae. The record is from the annotation of a GenBank genome assembly.
AUGUCUCGUUCCGGUGCUAAUAGAAAACAAAGCAAAGCAAUUGGAAUUGAUUUAGGUACAACAUAUUCAUGUGUUGGUGUAUUUCAACAUGGUAAAGUUGAAAUAAUUGCCAAUGAUCAAGGAAAUCGAACAACACCAUCUUAUGUUGCAUUUACUGAUACUGAACGUUUAAUUGGUGAUGCUGCCAAAAAUCAAGCAGCUAUGAAUCCAUCAAAUACAAUAUUUGAUGCUAAACGUUUAAUAGGACGACGUUUUGAUGAUGAUACUGUACAAAAAGAUAUUAAAUUAUGGCCAUUUAAAGUUAUUAAUGGUAAAGAUCGAAAACCAUUGAUUGAAGUUCAAUAUAAAGGUGAAAGAAAGCUUUUUUCACCAGAAGAAAUUUCUUCAAUGGUAUUAACAAAAAUGAAAGAAACAGCUGAUGCUUUCUUAGGUACAACGAUCAGACAAGCUGUUAUUACAGUACCUGCCUAUUUCAAUGACUCACAACGACAGGCAACAAAAGAUGCAGGUACAAUUGCUGGUCUUGAUGUUCUUCGUAUAAUAAAUGAACCAACAGCUGCAGCACUUGCAUAUGGUCUUGAAAAAAGACUUCAACGUGAUCAAAAUAUUCUUAUUUAUGAUCUUGGCGGUGGAACAUUUGAUGUAUCAGUUUUAACAAUAAGUGGUAGCGAUGCUGGUAGUGGUUCUGUAUUUGAAGUAAAAUCUACUGCUGGAGAUACACAUUUAGGUGGUGAAGAUUUUGAUAAUCGUUUAGUACAACAUUUUGUUGAAGAAUUUCGUCGUAAACAUGGUAAAGAUAUAGCAAAACAUACAAAAGCUGUACGUCGUUUACGAAGUGCAUGUGAACGUGCUAAACGAACAUUAUCAUCAUCAACAACAGCUUCAAUUGAAAUUGAUUCACUAUUUGAUGGAAUCGAUUUUAAUACACAAAUAAGUCGUGCUCGUUUUGAAGAACUUAAUAUGGAUAUGUUUCGAAGUACAAUAGGUCCUGUUGAACAAGCACUUCGUGAUGCUAAAUUACAAAAACAUGAUAUUGAAGAAGUUGUUUUAGUUGGUGGUUCAACACGUAUACCAAAAGUUCAACAAUUAUUAUCAGAUUUUUUUAAUGGUAAAAGUUUAAAUAAAAAUAUUAAUCCUGAUGAAGCUGUUGCAUAUGGUGCUGCUGUACAAGCUGCUAUACUUACAGGUGAUCAAAGUGAAAUGAUUAAAGAUGUUUUACUUAUUGAUGUAACACCAUUAUCAAUGGGUAUUGAAACAGCUGGUGGUAUUAUGACAAAAUUAAUUGAACGUAAUCAACGUAUUCCAUAUAAAAAAGCACAAUUAUUUACAACAUAUGCAGAUAAUCAACCAGCAGUUACUAUUCAAGUCUAUGAAGGUGAACGUUCAAUGACAAGAGAUAAUCAUUUAUUGGGUAAAUUUGAUCUUGAAGGCAUUCCGCCAGCACCACGUGGUGUACCACAAAUUGAAGUUACAUUUGAUUUAGAUGCAAAUGGUAUUCUUCAUGUAACUGCUGAAGAUAAAAGUACAGGACGAAAUAAAAGAAUUGAAAUUAAAAAUGAUAAAGGACGUUUAUCACAAGCUGAAAUUCAACGUAUGGUUAAUGAUGCCGAAAAAUAUCGUGAAGAAGAUGAACAAGCACGUGAACGUGUCAAUGCACGUAAUCGUCUUGAAACAUAUUUAUAUUCAUGUAAACAAGCUGUAGAAAAUUAUAAUGGUUCAGCUAUAACAGAUUCUGAUAAAUCAACAGUUUUAAAUGCUUGUGAUGAAGUACAAAAAUGGUUAGAUAGAAAUCAAUUAGCUGAUAAAGAUGAAAUUGAACAUCAUUAUUCAGAAUUAGAAAGAAAAUGUCAACGUGUUAUGACAAAAAUGCAUGGUGGUGGUAGUAGCAGUGGUGGUGGUGGUGGUGGUGGUGGUUCUGAUAGACAACAGUAUAAUCGAAAUGAAAGUCAUAGUGGAUCUGGUGGAUAUUCUGGUCCACGAGUAGAAGAAGUUGAUUAG